Molecule: messenger RNA, 396 nt
Organism: Populus nigra (black poplar)
Lineage: Eukaryota; Viridiplantae; Streptophyta; Magnoliopsida; Malpighiales; Salicaceae
Product: agamous-like MADS-box protein AGL66
Exons: 4
Coding region: 1-396 (131 amino acids)
Biological process (GO): regulation of transcription by RNA polymerase II
Molecular function (GO): DNA-binding transcription factor activity, RNA polymerase II-specific; protein dimerization activity; RNA polymerase II cis-regulatory region sequence-specific DNA binding
Source: RefSeq, a predicted model, not a curated record
AUGGGUCGGAACAAGCUUUCGAUGAAGAAAAUUGAUAAUCCCUCCCGUCGUAAAGUAACAUACUCAAAACGUAGAGAUGGGAUUAUCAAGAAAGCCACUGAAUUGUCUGUGCUAUGUGAUACAGAUGUUGGUCUUUUGAUGUUUUCUCCUAAUGGUAGAUUGACUACCUUUGCUAGCAAUGGAAGGAUUGAAGACGUCUUUCUUCGCUAUUUUGACCAGUCCAAUGUACUAGAAGCAGGACCAGUUGAACAGGAGGGGUAUUUGUACCAAAAUCUCAAGCGCUUGAAAUAUGAAAGAGAAAUGCUGGAAAAGAUUGCAAAGUUUGAUUCUCUCUCUUUCUCUCUCCCAACACACAUACACUCUCAUAGACCAUAUACACAGAAACCUAAGAGUUAA